Molecule: messenger RNA, 1293 nt
Organism: Ceraceosorus guamensis
Lineage: Eukaryota; Fungi; Basidiomycota; Exobasidiomycetes; Ceraceosorales; Ceraceosoraceae
Product: mitochondrial carrier
Exons: 6
Coding region: 217-1233 (338 amino acids)
Cellular component (GO): mitochondrial inner membrane
Molecular function (GO): S-adenosyl-L-methionine transmembrane transporter activity
Source: RefSeq, a predicted model, not a curated record
UCCACCUUUUGUCGCGACAUUUGGAUGCACUAAAGUCUAUGUAGACGACGGGAUUCCCACAUCUCUACUUCGCGCCGCCAUUUGUCGAGGUCCAUCUCGUUCUGGCCCCUCCUCGCGCUUUCCUCCACGCCGAGCCACGGCCUACGAGGUAGCAAUCAAGAGCGUUGUUAGCACAUCGAAUUUGCUGAGCUUCUAAGCUAGUACGCGGCAGCAGGCAUGGCUGAAGCUGGGCCCAGUGCGCCUCUCACAGCCCGCUCUGAGGCCAAGAUCGCUUCCUUCGUCAAGGGCACACCAACUCAAGCUCCUCCUUUUGUCGCUUCCUUGACUGGUGGGGCAUUAGCGGGUCUGUCUGUCGACCUGCUCUUCUACCCCAUCGACACCAUCAAAACGCGCUUGCAAGCGAAAGGUGGCUUCCUGCAAGCUGGAGGAUUCAAGGGCGUGUACAGAGGAAUCGGCAGCGUAGCUGUGGGAAGCGCCCCGGGAGCUGCGCUCUUCUUUGUCACCUACGAAUCGCUCAAGCCGGCGCUGGCCCCACUGUUCGGAGAUGGUGCUUCCUCGCACAUGCUGGCCGGAAGUUUGGGAGAGGUGGCAGCAUGCUUGAUACGCGUUCCUACAGAAGUGAUCAAGUCUCGACAACAGACGUCCUCGUAUGGAGCUUCUGCAUCGAGCGCCAAUGCUCUGCGAGCGGUGAUUGCAGAGAGCGGCUUGCGCGGUCUGUAUAGAGGCUUUGCCGGCACCGUAGGGCGAGAAAUUCCCUUCACGUGCAUUCAAUUUCCCUUGUACGAAGCGUUGAAGCGACGGAUAGCCCGGUCAAAUGCGUUGCGCUCAGGCCAGCGGGAUAGCUCUGUAUCUGAAAGCUACGCCACUACUGCCUCCCCAGCUUCGGCUGCAGAUCUUCCUACUUGGCAAGCUGGCCUUGCUGGAUCUGCAGCGGGAGGAAUCGCAGCUGCUAGCACCACGCCGCUAGACGUGGUCAAGACUCGGAUCAUGCUCGAAAGGCGAUCGAUAACACAGGCGACCGAGCCCGCCAAAUCCUCCGCUCCAGCUCUCAAGGCUUCCGGAGUCAAUUCGCGUAUCAUACCCACCUUGCUGCACGUGGCACGGACAGAGGGUCUAGCUGCCCUCUUUGCUGGAGUUGUGCCCAGAACGCUGUGGAUCAGCGGGGGAGGCUUUGUGUUCCUCGGCACUGCGCACUUCACCAUUAGUGCUCUAGGCAAAGCGCCUUUGCCGUGAUGCAUGUAUAGGAAUGGAUGGGCAAAGCAAAGAGCAUCGAGAGAGAGAGAUACAGAGUUC